Messenger RNA from Symbiodinium sp. CCMP2592, 702 nucleotides. Lineage: Eukaryota; Dinophyceae; Suessiales; Symbiodiniaceae. The record is from the annotation of a GenBank genome assembly.
AUGAAGCUCAACAUUUCGAAUCCCACCACGGGGAUGCAGAAGCUGGUAGAGAUCGACGACGACAAGAAGCUGUACCCGCUCUUCGACAAGCGCAUGGCCAGCGAGGUUUCGGGCGACUCUUUGGGAGAUGAGUUCAAGGGUUACGUCUUUCGUAUUGGUGGUGGCAACGACAAGCAGGGCUUCCCCAUGAAGCAGGGUGUGAUGAGCAACAACCGUGUGCGUCUCCUUUUCAAGAAGGGGAUGUCCUGCUACCGUGAGCGCCGUUCCGGCUGCCGCAAGCGCAAGUCGGUUCGAGGCUGCAUCGUGGGCCCCGACCUGGCUGUGCUGCACCUGGUGCUGGUGAAGAAGGGCGCAGAAGACAUCCCAGGCCUCACUGACGAUCAGAAGCCCCGCCGCCUCGGCCCAAAGCGGGCCUCCAACAUUCGAAAGCUCUUCGGCUUGGAGAAGAAGGACGACGUCAGGCAGUUCGUGGUCCGCCGUGAGAUCAAGGAGGGCAAGAAGAACAAGGCACCUAAGAUUCAGCGCCUCAUUACGCCCCAGCUUCUCCAGAGGAAGCGUUACUUCAAGGCCAUCACCCGAAAGCGCAUGGAGGCCGGAAAGGAGGCCAAGGCCGCCUACGCCCAGCGCCUCAUCGAGUACCACCACGAGCAGAGGGAGGCCCACGCGACCGAGAUGGCCAAGAAGAAGAAGAAGAACGCCUAA